CUUUCCACAUCUUGUAUCAACAAAGAUACAAUGACUACUACCAUUACUACCCUGUUGGCCAUUGCCUCUCUGCCUCUGGCAGACCUUGUCAGUGCAGAAAGAGUCCUGGGUGCUUACAUCUUCCAGCGACAUGGAGAUCGUACCGCCAAGGGUCUUCCACCUACACAGUUGACAGAUCUUGGGUACAAUCAAGUAUACGAGACCGGUAACUUCUUCCAUGAGCGGUACAUCUCGGCUAGCUCUCAGGAUCAUAUUGAGGGCAUCAGCUCUAGCGUUGUCAAUCUAGCCCAGAUCAGUGCCACCGCACCUCAGGAUACUGUCAUUCAGAUCUCCGGUCAAGCCUUCCUGCAGGGUCUAUAUCCGCCCAUUGGUACGGCUGCGAACGAGACUCUUCGCAAUGGAACUACCGUCUACUCCCCUCUGAGUGGUUACCAGCUCAUCCCCAUGGGAGACGUGCAGUCUGGUUCUAGCAGUGAAGACAACACAUGGCUUCAAAGCACCUCGGAAUGCAACAACGCCGAGGUGAGCAGUAACGACUAUUACUACUCGAGCCCAUACCAAGAGCUGCUCUCUAGCACAAGCAGCCUCUAUAAGUCUCUCGAAUCUGACCUCAACAAUACCAUCUCCUCAAGUGGUCUCAGCUUCAAGAAUGCAUUCACCAUCUGGGACUUGCUGAACGUUGCUUCUAUUCACAAUGCCUCCAGCAACAUCCCAUCCGAUCAAGUGAUGCAAGAACUGCUGGUCCUGGCCAACACUCAUGAAUUCAGUCUCGCAUAUAACAGCUCAGAGCCCAUUCGUGCAGUUGCGGGUAUGACGCUGGCAGGCGAAGUGUUGACAGCCUUGAACAGGACCAUCAGCUCUGGGGGCAAGUCCAAACUUAACAUCCAAUUUGGCGCAUACGCAACCUUCCUAGCUUACUUUGGAUUGUCUGGGCUCGCCAACGAUGUGGAAUUUACUGGAAUGCCCGUCUACGCGUCUUCGAUGGUAUGGGAGCUCGUCACCAACGCAUCUGGCACCGGGAUGCCCUCGGAGUCUGACAUCAACGUCCGCUUCUUGUUCCACAACGGAACCAGCAUUGAGGGCUCAACUGAAUUACAAACCUACCCGCUCUUCGGACAGUCUGAUGUGGAUAUUCCAUGGACACAGUUUGUCGACUCCACCAAGAAGUUUGCUAUCACCUCUCAGGAGCAAUGGUGCCAGGCCUGUGGCAAUUCCACUGGUAUCUGCAGCUCCACCUCCGACUCUUCCACUAAUACCUCAUCGUCCAAUUCAUCUUCCAACGGAGGAAUGAGUCUUGCGGUUGCUGGUGUCAUUGGUGCCAUGGUCACCUUGGGCGUUCUUGCGGGUCUGACUGCCCUGCUUCUUCUCGUUUUCAAUCUCCGGCUGGUGCGCAAGUCUGCACUAACUUCCCGUGGACACGGAUCUGAAUCUUCUUUUACGCCUGUUGCUGAAAAAGCCGCUUGAGUUAGGGGGCUAUGACAGAUGAGACUGGUUGACAAUGUCCAAUUUAUGGAAAACGAAUAAUCCGAUGGACUAUCUUCAUCACUUCACAAUGUUGCUUUCUAAAUUGUUGACAUUCUGCAUCAUCCAUUUCCUGGCUCUCUCUUUCCUUGCCGAGACAGGAGUAUUCACAUUAGUUGAGUUACAUACGAUCAAUGAAAGAACAAAUGAUAUUUACUGCAAGGCAAAGCUCGCAAGUUGGUAAAGAAUUUCGGG
Penicillium brasilianum is the source of this 1716-nucleotide messenger RNA. Lineage: Eukaryota; Fungi; Ascomycota; Eurotiomycetes; Eurotiales; Aspergillaceae. The record is from the annotation of a GenBank genome assembly.